Molecule: messenger RNA, 1053 nt
Organism: Vitrella brassicaformis
Lineage: Eukaryota; Vitrellaceae
Source: the annotation of a GenBank genome assembly
AUGUGCAUUCCCGCUGCCUGGUGGGGGCGGUUCCAAACAGGCCACAAGAUCGGUCGGCGAGAGUGGCAGCAAUACGCGGGUACACGCAAACGAAACGAGCAUCAUUUGCCUGUGUACUCAUUCGUGUGUGUGUGUAUGUGUGUUGUCUGGUUCAUCCUGACGAUCGGCGUGACGGCCUUCGUAGCUGCAUUUUGAAGGUGGAGCAUCUUCAAGGCGGUGCGGAAGGCUCACCAGGUGAAAGGGAGUCACCUAUUGCAGUGCGUGGGGGAGCUGCAGGGGGCUGGAAUCAAUGCCGCUGGAUUGUCUCAUCUGAUGAUGCCUCUCUUUUGUUCCUUGUGGGUCUUUCUUUGCAGAUCAGAUGGCACUGAAGCGUCGCCUACACUCCAGAGAAGCUAAAAGGGGCCUUUCUCACCAUCGACAAAGCCCCGUCCCUCACCCCGGCCUGUCCUCCUCUUGUCGACCUGUCGACCUGACUGGCCUGCUCGUCCAUCUCGAGAACGCCCCCAAGACGUCUGGGUACCACGCCGAUGUCAGAAGGCAACAGGACACCGCCGAGACGUGCACCGCCCUCCUGCACCUCAUCGAUAGUGAGGAGGCAGCGGCAGGCGUUGCAUCCGACCAGCGGUUCAACGUCCUCAUCGGCAGCUCAUUCGUGAGCCGACUGGUGAGCAUUCACUGCUGCGAUGGCACGGAGAGGGCGGAGUCGCAGCGGAUGGUGUCCUUGGGGAUCAGUCGCGUAAUGAAUGCCUCCAGAGAGUGGGUGCUGAUGGAGCUGGUUGAGGAGACCACUCUGAAACUUGAGCUCAUGAAGGACGCAGCGAGAUGCCCCACUUGCGGCCGCCGUCGAUACAAACAGUAAGAAGAAGCAGACAAAGGGAGACAAGGAAGGCGACACAUGGAAAACCUCACUUUCUUCUUGGCUGAUGCAGGCUGUGUUUUGACCUGCCAAAUGACGUGCUCCCUUUCGCUGCGAAGCGCAACCAGAACGUCUGCAAGAACAACGGUGAUAUCGAUCGUAGUAUCCGAGCCCCCUCCCCGUACACCUUCCCAUGA